Sciurus carolinensis (gray squirrel) is the source of this 2862-nucleotide messenger RNA. RefSeq lists its product as uncharacterized. The record is from RefSeq and is a predicted model, not a curated record. Gene Ontology annotation, biological process: translation; translational elongation. Gene Ontology annotation, molecular function: GTPase activity; translation elongation factor activity; GTP binding. Lineage: Eukaryota; Metazoa; Chordata; Mammalia; Rodentia; Sciuridae.
AUGGGAAAAGAAGAGACUCACAUCAACAUCAUUGUCAUCAGAGACAUAGAUUUAGAUUCCGGGGAGUCCACCACUACUGUCCAUCUGAUCUACCAAGGUGGUGGAAUCAACAAAAGAACCACUGAAAAUUUUGAGAAGGAAGCUGCUGAGAUGGGAAAGGGUUCCUUCAAGUAUGCCCGGGUCUUGGAUACCCUGAAAGCUGAGCGUGAGCAUAAUGUCGCCUUUGACAUCUCCCUGUGGAAAUUUGAGACCAGCAAGUUUUACGUGCCUAUCAUUGAUGCAAAAUCAGGACAAAGAGGCUUUAUCCAAAGCCUGAUUACAGGCCUUUCUCAGGCUGUUGCUGUCCUGAUUGUUGCUGCUGGUGUUGGUGAAUUGAAGCUGGUAUCUCCAAGAAUGGGCAGACCCCUUCUGGCUUACACACUGGGUAUGAAACAACUAACUGUUGGUGUUAGCAAAGUGGAUUCCACUGAGCCAUGCUACAGACGGAAGAGAUACCAGGAAGUUGGCACCUACAUUAGGAAAAUUGACUACAACCCUAAGACAGGCAUUGUGACAAUUUCUGGUUGGAAUGGUGACGACAUGUUGGAGUCAAGUGCUAAUCUGCCUGGGUUCAAGGGAUGGAAAGUACUUGAAGCUUUAGAUUGCAUCCUGCCACCAACUUGUCCAACUGACAAGCCCUUGCGUCUGCCCCUCCAGGAUGUCUACAAAAUUGGUGGUAUUGGUACUGUCCCUGUGGGCCAAGUGGAAACUGGUGUUCUCAAGCCUGGCAUGGUGGUCACCUUUGCUCCAGUCAAUGUCACAAGUGAAGUAAAGUCCAUUGAAAUGCACCCUGAAGCUCUGACUGAAGCUCUUCCUGGAGAUAAUGUGGACUUCAAGGUCAAGAAUGUGUCUGUCAAAGAUGUUCGUCAUGGCAAUGUUGCUGGUGACAGCAAAAACAACCCACCAAUGGAAACAGCUGGUUUCACUGCUCAGGUGAUUAUCCUGAACCAUCCAGGCCAAAUCAGUGCUGGCUAUGCCCCUGGACUGGAUUGGCACACAGCUCACAUUGCUUGCAAGUUUGCUCAGCUAAAAGAAAAUAUUGAUUUCCAUUCUGGUAAAAAGCUGGAAGAUGGUCCUAAAUUCUUAAAAUCUGGUGAUGAUUCCACGUGCGUUGAGAGCUUCUCUGACUAUCCUCCUCUGGGUCAUUUUGCUCUUUGUGAUAUGAGGCCGACAGUUGCUGUGAGUGUCAUCAAAGCAGUGAACAAGAAGGCUGCUGGAGCCAACAAGGCCACCAAGUCAGCCCAGAAAGCUCAGAAGUCUAAACAAAUAUUUCCCCUAACACCUGCCACCCCAGUCUUAAUCAGGGUGGAGGAGUGGUCUCAGAACUCUAAAAUGGGAAAAGAAGAGACUCACAUCAACAUCAUUGUCAUCAGAGACAUAGAUUUAGAUUCCGGGGAGUCCACCACUACUGUCCAUCUGAUCUACCAAGGUGGUGGAAUCAACAAAAGAACCACUGAAAAUUUUGAGAAGGAAGCUGCUGAGAUGGGAAAGGGUUCCUUCAAGUAUGCCCGGGUCUUGGAUACCCUGAAAGCUGAGCGUGAGCAUAAUGUCGCCUUUGACAUCUCCCUGUGGAAAUUUGAGACCAGCAAGUUUUACGUGCCUAUCAUUGAUGCAAAAUCAGGACAAAGAGGCUUUAUCCAAAGCCUGAUUACAGGCCUUUCUCAGGCUGUUGCUGUCCUGAUUGUUGCUGCUGGUGUUGGUGAAUUGAAGCUGGUAUCUCCAAGAAUGGGCAGACCCCUUCUGGCUUACACACUGGGUAUGAAACAACUAACUGUUGGUGUUAGCAAAGUGGAUUCCACUGAGCCAUGCUACAGACGGAAGAGAUACCAGGAAGUUGGCACCUACAUUAGGAAAAUUGACUACAACCCUAAGACAGGCAUUGUGACAAUUUCUGGUUGGAAUGGUGACGACAUGUUGGAGUCAAGUGCUAAUCUGCCUGGGUUCAAGGGAUGGAAAGUACUUGAAGCUUUAGAUUGCAUCCUGCCACCAACUUGUCCAACUGACAAGCCCUUGCGUCUGCCCCUCCAGGAUGUCUACAAAAUUGGUGGUAUUGGUACUGUCCCUGUGGGCCAAGUGGAAACUGGUGUUCUCAAGCCUGGCAUGGUGGUCACCUUUGCUCCAGUCAAUGUCACAAGUGAAGUAAAGUCCAUUGAAAUGCACCCUGAAGCUCUGACUGAAGCUCUUCCUGGAGAUAAUGUGGACUUCAAGGUCAAGAAUGUGUCUGUCAAAGAUGUUCGUCAUGGCAAUGUUGCUGGUGACAGCAAAAACAACCCACCAAUGGAAACAGCUGGUUUCACUGCUCAGGUGAUUAUCCUGAACCAUCCAGGCCAAAUCAGUGCUGGCUAUGCCCCUGGACUGGAUUGGCACACAGCUCACAUUGCUUGCAAGUUUGCUCAGCUAAAAGAAAAUAUUGAUUUCCAUUCUGGUAAAAAGCUGGAAGAUGGUCCUAAAUUCUUAAAAUCUGGUGAUGAUUCCACGUGCGUUGAGAGCUUCUCUGACUAUCCUCCUCUGGGUCAUUUUGCUCUUUGUGAUAUGAGGCCGACAGUUGCUGUGAGUGUCAUCAAAGCAGUGAACAAGAAGGCUGCUGGAGCCAACAAGGCCACCAAGUCAGCCCAGAAAGCUCAGAAGUCUAAACAAAUAUUUCCCCUAACACCUGCCACCCCAGUCUUAAUCAGGGUGGAGGAGUGGUCUCAGAACUCAACUGAACAUGCCCUGGGUGGCCCACCACUAAGUCUGUGUACCACAUCAGGAAUGCCGCCCACCCUUCUGCUCUCAGCAGCCAGUCUGAAGAAGAACUGCUUCCCAUCCUUCAAGACACUGUAG